Messenger RNA from Gopherus flavomarginatus (Mexican gopher tortoise), 331 nucleotides. Its product is annotated as gametocyte-specific factor 1-like. Lineage: Eukaryota; Metazoa; Chordata; Testudines; Testudinidae. The transcript is spliced from 4 exons. The annotation marks the transcript as partial. The record is from RefSeq and is a predicted model, not a curated record.
GAGGUGGUGAGUAUAGGUGUGAUGGAUCCUGAGCGGCUCAUCCCGUGCCCCUAUGACAAAAAUCACCAGAUCCGAGCCUCCAGGUUCCCCUACCACUUGGUCAAAUGCAAAGAGAAUAACAAGAAAAGAGCCAAAGAGCUGGCCACGUGCCCCUACAAUGCUCGCCACAAAGUCCCAAAGCAGGAGCUCCAGCUGCACAUCUCCACCUGCACAGACAACCAGGAACCAGAGCUGUUCAGUGGGACAUCAAUGACUUUCAGUCCCAAGAAGGAACAGAAAGAGACCCCAAGAUCCUGGCAGUGUCCCCCCUGCCAGGAGGACUGGGAGGCAG